GCGCGCGCACCUUGGUCUCUGCUUCCACCAUCCUCGCUCUUCCCGCCUGCCACAUAGCUCCUUCACCCUUGACCGUAUUCUGAGCAAUGGCACCGAAACCCGCAUCCACCGCAGGCAAGGCCCCGGCCUCCACCGCGUCCAAGGCGCCCGCUAAGCCUGAGAGCUCCAAGGCUGCCAAGAAGACGGCGAGCAAGAGCAAGGCCGCCGCCCCAGCCGAUGGCGAGAAGAAGAAGCGCAAGAAGACCCGCAAGGAGACAUACAGCUCCUACAUCUACAAGGUGCUCAAGCAGGUCCACCCUGACACUGGUAUCUCCAACAAGGCGAUGGCCAUCCUGAACUCCUUCGUCAACGAUAUCUUCGAGCGUAUCGCCACUGAGGCAUCCAAGCUUGCGGCGUACUCGAAGAAGUCGACCAUCUCGUCCCGCGAGAUCCAGACCUCUGUCCGCCUCAUCUUGCCUGGUGAACUCGCCAAGCACGCUAUCUCCGAGGGAACGAAGUCCGUGACUAAGUUCUCCGCGGGCGCGAAGUAGGGUACACCGCCGUCGUGUAUACUGGCCACUGUUUGACAUGUGUCUUGCUACACCCUAUAUUCCCAUGUUGCUCUAGCUUUGUCUCUUGGAUGUAUAUGUAUCUGUAUGGCAAUAAUCUUCGCAAAACUCGUCACAGACGGCGUG
Molecule: messenger RNA, 674 nt
Organism: Schizophyllum commune H4-8
Lineage: Eukaryota; Fungi; Basidiomycota; Agaricomycetes; Agaricales; Schizophyllaceae
Product: histone-fold-containing protein
Exons: 6
Coding region: 87-530 (147 amino acids)
Biological process (GO): nucleosome assembly
Cellular component (GO): nucleosome
Molecular function (GO): protein heterodimerization activity; structural constituent of chromatin; DNA binding
Source: RefSeq, a predicted model, not a curated record